AGAGAGAGAGAGAGAGAGAGAGAGAGCACGGACUCCGCCUAUACCAACCCCACAUCCAGCUCCAGUCCGACGACGGCGGAGGCUCCACAGAUCAGCCGAGCGAAGAAGAACCACGGCCCCCUCCUCAGCUCGACUCAAUUCCCGGCGUGAAAAAACGGAGAUGGGCUCCGUGUGAAUCCGGGCGGUGGAGGGGAGAGGAGGGCAGGCGGGGGGUGGGGGGGAACGACGACGAGAGCGUGGUGGGGGCAGAAACACCCAUAAAGAGGACAAACAAAAGCACAGCCGAGGGUGCCUCCAACCAUGAGCGGCGCGCACUAUUCGCCGGAGCUGCGGCUGCCGCUACCGCGUUCACUACGCCCGCCGACCAUGUCGUGAGGUGUGGCUCGGGAACACUCCGGGGAACCUGUCAGCCGAAACGACACGCCGAGGAGAAGGAGGAGGUGGUGGGGUGGUGCUGGUCGAAAAGAUGUCCGCCUCGGUGGGGCCCCAGGGCGGCCCUCGCCCACCCACCGUGCCGCCGUCCAUGCCAGAUCUGCCGGACCUUAGCCACCUCACCGAGGAGGAAAGGAAGAUAAUCAUGGCAGUGAUGGCUCGGCAAAAGGAGGAAGAGGAGAAAGAACAAGCCAUGCUAAAAACACUGCACAAGCAGUUUGAGAGCUACAAACAGGAAGUGCGUCGCAUCGGGGCCGAGACGCGGCGCCAGCAGACCCAGCAGAAGGACGACGCGCCCACCUGCGGCAUCUGCCGCAAGACUAAGUUUGCAGAUGGCUGCGGCCACCUCUGCUCCUACUGCCAGAUCAAAUUCUGCGCUCGCUGUGGAGGGCGGGUCUCUCUGCGCUCCAACAAUGAGGACAAAGUGUGUCUCAUAGUGAAGGACAGGGUAAUGUGGGUAUGCAACCAGUGCCGUAAGCAACAGGAGAUUCUCACCAAAUCAGGAGAAUGGUUUUCGGGGUCAGGGGUGCGGCCCGGGAGCCUGGACACCUCUUUAAACAAUCCAGCCACGGGAGGUGAGGCCCAACGGGACAGGAAGCUACUCCGCUCCAGGUCCCAAGCCCCACCGUCCAGCACCAACGCCAACACAGGGCCACCAGACGGGACACAUCCGCCCGGCGGUGUCACUGCUCUCAAGGGUGCUGACACCAUGCCUGGCUCUCGCUCUCAAAGUGAACCCCCAAGAGAAAAGAAAAGACCAGUUUCUUUCCAUGAGCAAAACGGUAAGGGAGGCAUGGGACGUGGUUCUGCCCGGAGACCAGCAGACAAGUUGCAUUCACAGUCAUCUCUGGACGAGCGGGUGGGUCCCGGAGACAGAGGAGAGAGACGGUUAGGAGAUGGAAGGCGGCUAGAAAAGAUCCACUCUCAGGACUACGAGGACGGGGAUGAAAACCUGGGUCGUUCAGAAACACACCGCAGGCGUCCAGAGGAUGAGGAGAAGAGGGAACGGCAGCGGCGCGAGGAGGAGUUUCAGAACCGCUAUCGCAGUGACCCCAACUUGGCAAGAUACCCAGUCAAACCACAGAAGGAGGAGCAGGAGAUGCGCAUGCACGCCAAGGUGUCGAAGGUGCGGCAUGAGCGACGACACAGUGAUCUUGCAAUAAAUGAGGUCGGACUGGGGCCUGGUGAAGGGGGUGGGGGUGGAGGCAGCACAGGAGAGGUGCCGGAAAACCGUCUUGCCAGGAGGGGUGGAGGUGGGGAAGGAGACCGCAAGGCCCUCAUGGAGAAUCACAGGGCCUACUCCGCAGAUAGGACCGUGGGGGUUGUAGGUGGGGCUUCCCCUGCCAGUGGAGGGGGAAGAUCAGGGUCCCAACUUGGGGGACCUGUGCCUUCAGACUGGGGUCCAAACAACAGUCGCCUGGAGCAUGGACCCCAAGACGGAACGCGGACAUCAAGAGAGAAGGGUGGGGUGGAUAACCUGCUGAGGAAGGACUCUCAGGGCUCGGACCAGUCGGAGUCUUUGCGGCCACCCCCUCCACAGUCAUACAAGGGCAAGCGCGGAGUCAACAAGAGGCAGAUGUCCAUCAGCAGCUCAGAGGAGGAGGGCGGCUCCACGCCCGAGUACACCAGCUGUGAGGACGUGGACAUGGAAAGUGUCAGCGAGAAAGGUGACUGGGACUGUCAUCCUCUAGAUCCUGCAGUUUGGCAUCAUCCAGUUUCGUGGCAGCCAUCCAAAGAGGGUGACCACCUGAUUGGGCGGAUCACUCUGAGCAAGAGGUCAGCCAUGCCCCGUGAGGCAGGCUCUCUCCUGGGACUAAAAGUGGUAGGAGGGAAGAUGACGGAGACAGGGAGACUUGGGGCCUUCAUCACCAAAGUUAAAAAAGGGAGUCUGGCAGAUGUCGUGGGACACCUACGUGCAGGUGAUGAGGUGUUGCAGUGGAACGGGAAGUCGUUGCCAGGAGCAACCAAGAAAGAAGUGUACAACAUCAUUCUCGAAUCCAAGGCUGAGCCUCAAGUGGAGAUUGUUGUUUCGAGACCUAUAGGAGACAUCCCAAGAAUCCCAGAGUCCUCCCACCCUCCUCUAGAAUCUAAUCCCUCAGCAGGCUCCAGCUCCUUUGAGUCCCAGAAGAUGGACCGUCCAUCUAUAUCCGUGAUGUCCCCUACUAGUCCCAGCACUCUCAGAGACCUUCCUCUGGUUCUGCCUGGACAGCUCUCUGUGAAGCUGUGGUACGACAAAGUGGGCCAUCAGCUGAUUGUCAACGUCCUUCAAGCCAUAGACCUGCCACCCCGACCAGACGGACGACCUCGAAACCCCUACGUCAAGAUGUACUUCCUGCCUGAUAGGAGUGAUAAGAGUAAACGACGGACUAAAACGGUGAAAAAGAGCGCUGAGCCCAAGUGGAACCAGACCUUUAUCUAUUCCCACGUUCAUCGGCGAGACUUCAGAGAGCGCAUGCUGGAGAUCACAGUGUGGGACCAGCCUCGAGUCCAGGAGGAGGAGAGUGAAUUCCUGGGCGAGAUCCUCAUAGAGUUGGAGACGGCCUUGCUAGACGACAUUCCUCACUGGUAUAAGCUCCAGACACAUGACGUGUCCUCUAUACCUCUGCCACAGCCCUCUCCAUACCUCCCACGGAGACACGUCCAUGGAGACAGCCCCAGCAAGAAACUACAGAGGUCUCAUCGCAUCAUUGAUACAGAGUUUGAUGAUGGUUUGAUAGUAGUGACUAAAGGCGCAGAGCGUAACUCCAGGGAGAGAGAGCGGGGCAGCACGUUGGCUGUGCCCGAGCAGCAGCGACCCGUCCAGCACCGCUCGCGCUCGGUGUCGCCUCACAGAGAGGACACGUGCAGAGCUCGGUCUCGGCCUGCACACGUGCCCAUGCAAAGGAGUUUGGAUGAGAUCCACCAGAACCGCCACCACUCCCACUCCCCCUCCCAUUACCACGAGCCCCACUUGGAGCACCAACGCUCAGGUGACUCGGACUACGAGUACUCUGAGGACAGUGAGGUCCUGGAGAUGCACAGGUCUAUCCGGGGCGGGAGUGCCGAGUGCCUGCACACAAACAGGAGCAUAGGUAGAUACAGCAACACCCUCCCCCCCAAAAUGCCCCUGUUAGUAAACGGUAUCCAUAAAGACAUUUACAGCUCCACCCUCCCCGCAUGCCUAAAGAGCAAGCCGCCCCACAGGCAGGAGGGGGGCAGCGCCUUGCCUCGUAGCAUCCUCACACACCGUGUGCUCAGGUUCACUGAUGAGGUCACGGUUAGUGACCUGCAGCCGUCGUUGGACAGAGUGAGGAGCGCCAGCACCACGUGUCUGAGACCAGACUUUCACUCUACUGACAGAGACAGGUGUUCCAACUCUUUGCCCCGAACGACUCCCCCAAGCCCCAGGAUCUUAGUAGAACAUGUGGCCCCUGAGGAAGACAGGCAGUCUAACAGUUCUCCAGGUCCAAACUGUCCAAAGGGCAGCAGAAAAAGCCUGGAGGGGGACAGUCGCAUCCAGCCCACCUCUAUCCUGAGGGGCAGUAGAGGGAGAGGAGGCCCUCUGAGGCCCUUUGGCCAGACAGUCCUGUCAGGGUCUUGUCCUAACUCACCACGGCUGGACAGAGCACACCCUUAUGGCAGCCCGACUUCCCCAGCGGGGACUCCCUCAUCAGGUCGCAGGGGCAGGCAGCUCCCUCAGCUCCCCGCUAAAAGCAGCAGUAUAGAGCAAGCCCUCGCAGUGGAGGAGCGAGCCCGACAGCUGCAGAUGAAAGUACAUUCCUACCGGCCUUCAGCCUCCCAUGACCCUGAGACAAACCUCAAGACCAAACGGGAGAUGUAUGCAGAACAGAGGCGCAGCAGCGACAACAUGUCGGCCAGAUCUUCAGACAGCGAUAUGAGCGACGUGUCGGCGAUCUCCCGUGCCAGCAGUGCCUCCCGCCUCAGUAGCACCAGCUACAUGUCUAUCCAAUCAGAACGGCCCGGGGGACGACUCAGAUCCAAGUCAUUAGAGGAGGACAAGAAGGACAGGAGGAUCUCGUGGGGGGUGGAUGGAGAGGAGGAGGAGAACGAAGGUGGAAAGAGGCAGUUCUCCGAGGAGCUGAAGCACAGGAGACACACUGUGGCAGGAGACACGAGAGAGUCCAGUCGGCAGAUGCGAGCGUCCAUGGGCCGCAGCAUGCUGAAGAGUUCCAGCGUGAGCGGAGAGAUCUACACCCAGGAGCGCACAGACGGCAGCCAAUCAGACACGGCGCUGGGCACGGUGGGCAGCGGCAGCAAGAAGAGACGCUCCAGCCUCAGCGCGCGGGUGGUGGCCAUCGUUGGCAACCGCCGCAGCCGCAGCACGUCGCAGAUCAGCGGCCCCGAGGGGAAGAGUAAGAAGGAGAAAGGAGCGUCCAUCCAGAGGAGCACAGAGACCGGCAUGGCCGUGGAGCUGACGAGGAACAUGAGCCGGCAGCCCAGCAGAGAGUCCAACAACGGCAGCAUGAACAGCUGCAACUCUGAGGGGAACUUGAUCUUUUCUGGAGUGAAUCUAGGUGCCAGCAGUCAAUUCAGUGACUUCCUGGAUGGACUCGGACCAGCUCAGUUAGUGGGAAGACAAACACUGGCUACUCCUGCCAUCGGUGAUAUCCAGAUCGGUAUGAUGGAGAAAAAGGGUCAGCUGGAGGUGGAGGUGAUCAGAGCACGAGGACUUGUACAGAAGCCAGGAUCCAAAUCUCUCCCUGCUCCAUAUGUCAAAGUCUAUCUGCUGAAUAAUGGAGCGUACGUAGCCAAAAAGAAAACCAAGAUUGCACGGAAAACACUUGACCCACUGUACCAGCAAGCACUGCUAUUUGAGGAGAGCCCGCAGGGGAAAGUGUUACAGGUGAUUGUAUGGGGAGACUAUGGCCGCAUGGACCAUAAAAGUUUCAUGGGAGUUGCACAAAUCUUAUUGGAGGAGCUGGACUUAUCAAGCACAGUCAUCGGUUGGUACAAGCUGUUCCCACCAUCCUCUCUGGUGGAUCCGACACUUGCCUCCCUGACGCGACGAGCUUCUCAGUCGUCUCUCGACAGCUCGUCCGGACCGCCCGGGGUCCGAUCUUAGUGGACAAACAGCUCUACACCACCGAGAAAAAACUAAAACUAAAACUCGGAGAGAAAUGAAAUACUAACGGCAGAAAUGUAGAACAACAACAAUCAGAAACACGAGAAAGCUUUGUUGAAAUCUGACAAUCACUCCUGCCGCGGUUAAUUUUGUCUGUCGUAGGGAGCGUCGCAUUUCAGUGUUUCAUGUCCAUUCGAGGAAAAGUCUCUGUGUUUUCUCUGUGUGUGCUGAAGAAGCCGUGCAGCAGCUGUCCAGACAGUACCAGAGAAUCCAAACGAAGCAGGGUGGCUUUUAACCGAAUCAACAAUAGCAAAGAAAUGUAUGUAAAGCAUCGGAAUGUAUGGACUCGAGACAAGAGGUAAUCACCCUCCGCUCCUGCAGGCGGCGCUGCGCUCCCUGCAGUGGCCUCCUCCAGAACCCCAACAGACUGCUGGUAUUCCCGUCCCCGCCGUGCGUGGGGGACGGGGUGCUCAGUCUGGAAGCACAGGGCCUUCUUCUGGUGCCUAGACCUCGGAGCCGCAUUACUGGUCCCCCCCUCUCUGUGGAAAGAUCCUCUUUUCAAUAUGUUUACCAUGGCUGCUCUGAAGCCGCACCGUUUCAGCGUGUUUGCUUUGUUGUUCAUUUCUUUCCCUUCGUUACUACUGGCACAAGAUGUUUUUAAAAAUGCUCAUGAUAAUGUUGUCAGUCUGGUGUGUGCAUGGAGAGUAAAAAUAAAAUACAAGAGAUUAAAAAAAAAGAAGCUAUUAAAUGUCUGCAAGUGUUAUGCAGGAAGAGGGCGGGGAACAGGUUAGAUUUUUACAUGUGAGAUUAGCGUUGUUUUGCUGGCAAGCGUGCAGGCCAGUCGUCUUUGUAUAGUUGUAUAUUAGGCCUCCCAGGAGGUUGACCAAUAAGUAAAAUUUAUGUCACUUUGAAAUAUCACAAGGGUACAAUGUCAAUGUAAAAAAAAGAAAACGGAAAUCUUUGUUCACCUAUGUGAGAGCGAGACAGGGGCGUCUAAUUUUUCACAUUUUUUGGGAGGCACAUUCCCUCCCUCCCGGCAUGUUAAAGGUUUUUAUCCAAUCUUUAGUUCAACAUUUUUUUCUUUUUAAAUUUAAACACAAGCACAAGAGCUUGAUUUUUUUACAACAAAAAGUUUAACGUUUUGAAGAAAAAAAAUAAUACAUACCUAAAAAAAACAAAAACAAAAAAAAGGACAAAAAGCAGCAAUCCUCCCGUCACCGGUUCUCUUCAUCGUUUCGUCUCGACGUUCGGAGGCAAACAGAACAACAAAUAUUGUCACAGUUUUUUCCUCGUGCAUCUCGGUGAAUGUGGGCCAAUCAGAUCGAUCCGUCGGGACGCCAACGCUCAUCCUCCGUCCGGCCUGCAGGCUCCUCCCACCCAGAGGGGGAGGGGCAGCAUGACUUUGGAACCCGUUCCAAGCUGCAUGCACAUUUUUGUAAACAAACAAACAAAAAAAAUCUAGAUACGCGUGUUAGCUCCACAUACUGUAGGGCCGCUUGUAUGUUGCAUGCAGUUGUACAGUUUGCUCGUACUUGAAUAUUAAAGAGAUAAAACCAAGAAACUGAAGCCAUUCCCAUUACGCAAAGACAUCCAAAUCCACUGCAGUCCAGUCCACGUCCUUCAGUCCGGUGCUGAAUAUCUCUCAAACCGAAUCCCAAGAUUACAUUGAUGUCUCUGGAAGAUGUACUGUACUGUACUGAGCAGACCUCGCAGCCCCUCUUACUGUUAUUCCACAUCAUAGUAUACCUCCGAGGGGCUGGGACGAUGUAUGAAUAAAUAUGUACAAAUCAGAUCUAUGAAAAUAUGAAUUAUGUUUCAACAUAAUGAUUUCAAACGACACGGAGAAUAAACUCAGAUGCACAGAAAGUCGCACCCUGUAAAUACUCAGCACUAUUCCCGGGGUUUUCAUUUGGUUCACUGAGAAAAGGGGCCAAGUCUUAUAAUAAGGAGCGAUUAGUACUUUAGGUGACGAGGGGACCGUGCUGUGGGACGGCGAUGGGUCUGAAAGUCCUCGUCUGAACACUUCUCUGUUUCUUCGAACUCUGCGUCUGUGCCCGGCCCGCCAUGCUCAGUCCCGCCUCACUCCAGAUUUCUUUUCAUUGUCCAGUGAAGCUGUUUUUUUCCUUAUUUAUUUAGGUUUUUUUUCCUUGUCAGUAUUAACAGGAGAAAAAAUUGCUGAUUGUUUACAACUUCUGUGUUCCACUGAAACAAGAAAAUCAGAAAAAAGUAAAGCAUUCACUGCAACAUUUCUUGUUUGUAUAACAGAUGUGGCUCAAAUGAUGUGUAUGUUUUAUAUAUAUAAAAAAAUUUCAUUUUUAUGAUUUACAAAUAAAAAAGAAUGUGUGGAAAAAAAUA
Molecule: messenger RNA, 7849 nt
Organism: Haplochromis burtoni (Burton's mouthbrooder)
Lineage: Eukaryota; Metazoa; Chordata; Actinopteri; Cichliformes; Cichlidae
Gene: rims1b
Product: regulating synaptic membrane exocytosis 1b
Exons: 35
Coding region: 467-5494 (1675 amino acids)
Biological process (GO): intracellular protein transport; regulation of synaptic plasticity; positive regulation of synaptic transmission
Cellular component (GO): presynaptic membrane; cytoskeleton of presynaptic active zone
Molecular function (GO): small GTPase binding; transmembrane transporter binding
Source: RefSeq, a predicted model, not a curated record